UAUACAUUUAAUCAAUUUGAUCUAUAUAAAAAAUAUUAAUUAUAAUCGAGAGGAAAUUUUUUCAAGGAGUUUUUUUUAUUAUUGCGAGGUCAAAAUUAUUGUUUGGUAAAAAAUAAAUUUCAGAAUAAAAAAACGAGUGUAAUUAUUAAAGACGUUUAAAAGAUGAAUACGAUGUGUGUCUCUCUUUCUGAUGAUGAUAAAUGUUUGAUAUGUGGAGAUGAUAAUAUAAAAAUAACUAAAUGUUCUGGAUGCAAGAUGAUAUCCUUUUAUUGUUCAAAUGCGAUGUUGGACGAUAUGCAUUCCGGCAGACAAAUUCACAUUGAAUAUUGUCCACUAAUUCUUUUUGGAGCAGCCAAAGAAGAUUUUAAAACAAAAACUACCGUAGAAUGUCUUUUAAAAUCAAUUGUGGAGAGAACAAAAAUUCUAAGCAUUAAUCAGUCACCGCCAACAUCGAUGAAAGCAUUUUUUGAAAAGUAUAUUCAUCCGAAGGUUAAUAUUUCCGAAUUAGACGAAGCUUUAUUAUCCGAUUGUUUUAGUAUUCCAUUAACAAUUGUCAAUAGUUUACAAAGGAUCUACGGCAAUGGAAUUCCACGAGAAUUAGUAAUUUAUAUUGCUGCUGAUGGUGUAUCAACUGCAUUAAAAUUUGGGAAUAUUUGGGAAAUUAUCCUACAUUUUCUACCAAGUGUUGAAAAUUUGAAAAUUGUUUAUAUUGAGAAUACGAAAUUUGACGUGAAUGAUGAUACUUUGUGUAAGGAAUGUAGUGAUGGGAACAAAACAUUUUCAUUCGAAACAAGAGAAUUUUAUGAAAUGUACAUGUUUAAUUGUAAACCUCAUUUGAUUGCUUACUUAAAUAUUGGAAUUGGAAAUAGUAUAUAUGCUCGACUUCGUGGCGAACCUCGUCGAGAUAAUUUUACAAGUAUUGUGAAAAAAUGGAGAAAUUUUUCAUGUCCUAUUCUUGUUACAACAUUAACUGAAAAAGAUUAUCUUCAGUCAAUUGGGGAUUUGUCGAUUAAUCUGCCUAAUUUUCAAUUAAUUUACAAGGGAUACAAUGAUUGUCGACCAUUUACGUGUCAUCAGGAAACUGACUCCCAAUUUUAUAUACCUUCGCAAUUCGUAACCAUUUAUAAACCAGUUAAAAAUCUCCUAAAUAGUUUACAACAGUUUUGGUGAUAAGAAGCUACAGAAUCAAAGUUUUGAAUUUUUGUUUUAUUGAUGACAAUUUCACUAUUUCGAAAUAUUCCUCGAGCUAAAAUAUUAUUUCCUCUUGAUAGCUUUGUCAAUAUUGUCUUUGUUAUUAUUUUGUGUUUCGUUCUUCUUGAUGACUAAAAAAAAUAUCCGCUUUUAUGAUGUUCAACAUUCUUAGAAUUUACGCAACGAAAGAGGAAAAUUUUUUUAAAAUACGAAAUUCUGUGAUUUUAAUAAAUCUAAUGAAUAAAAAAUUCGAAUCUCUUCUAAUAAAAGAAUCAGAAUAAACUGUUAAUUAUUAACAGAAAAAAAAGUUUUCGUAAACAAAUAUUGUAUACGCGGUGAUAUUAUAAGAGAAUAUAUUCAUAAGACUUUCAACGUUUAAAAACAUUGAAAAUUUUGUCAAAUUUUAUAUUGAAAUAAAUUUUAUAUUUUAAAGAA
This is a messenger RNA of Leptopilina heterotoma, 1626 nucleotides long. RefSeq lists its product as uncharacterized. The record is from RefSeq and is a predicted model, not a curated record. The transcript has 2 exons. The coding region runs from base 163 to 1170 and encodes 335 amino acids. Lineage: Eukaryota; Metazoa; Arthropoda; Insecta; Hymenoptera; Figitidae.